This is a messenger RNA of Sphaeramia orbicularis (orbiculate cardinalfish), 838 nucleotides long. RefSeq names its product cell wall integrity and stress response component 4-like. The record is from RefSeq and is a predicted model, not a curated record. Lineage: Eukaryota; Metazoa; Chordata; Actinopteri; Kurtiformes; Apogonidae. Bases 48 to 662 code for a protein of 204 amino acids. The transcript has 4 exons.
GAAAGAGGAACUGUGUUCAUAAAGACGACGAUCAGCAUCAGAACAACAUGAAGAACCCAUCUGUUCUGUUGGGUGUCUGUGUCCUGCUGCUGUCUGGACUGACUGUUUCUGCAGGUUUCACCACCACUACCUCUGGUCCUACAACUCCAUCCUCUGAUCCUAUAACUUCAUCCUCUGGUCCUAUAACUUCAUCCUCUUUUCCUACACAUUCAUCCUCUGGUCCUACAACUUCAUCCUCUGGUCCUAUAACUUCAUCCUCUUUUCCUACACAUUCAUCCUCUGGUCCUACAACUUCAUCCUCUGGUCCUAUAACUUCAUCCUCUUUUCCUACACAUUCAUCCUCUGGUCCUACACUUUCAUCCUCUGACCCUACAACUACAUCCUCUGAUCCUGGUUCUUCGGUGUCCGUCGUGUGGCUGUUCUACCGCCUGCUGGUCAUGAGUCCGUACUGUGUCUCCACUGUCCUGAUGGUGUCAAUCUACUGGAAAAGAAACACAGGAGGCAGAGCAGCCGUCGCCAUGGAGACUAGGCAGCGGCACGUCAGAGACGAAGAGUACGAAAACGUGGCUGCAGACGUCGCCGUGGAGACGAGGCAGUGGUACGUUGAAGACGAAGACUACGAAAACGUGGCUGCAGGUGUCACCAUUGAACACGACUUCUGAAGAGAUGAGUCGACUUCGACACCGAAAUAUGUUUUUAUUUCUAAUUUUACACUUUUCAUCUGGAACAGAAACUGAAAAACAAAGUUUUUUUUUUCUUUUUUAUACAUGAUGUGAUUCCCAAACUGAACAGAAUAAGUUUGUAAAUAAAUGUUUCAUAAACUCUUCAAUACUUUUAA